GUCUUCGGGAGAUGCAGCUGACUUGGUUGCAGUUGCUCAAACGCAGCUGCCAGUUUGCUCACUUCUCUGCCUUAGCCCCAGGGUGACUGGACGCCCUGGAGUUCAGCCAUGCAACGGCGGGUCGCGCUGCAGGCCCUGUUGCUGGCGGUGCUGCUGGCAGAACCGAGGAGUUCGAAGGGGCGCCUGCUGAGCGCCUCGGACUUGGAUCCCAGAGGAGGGCAGCUGGUCUGCCGGGGAGGGACACGGAGGCCGUGCUAUAAAGUCAUGUACUUCCCUGAUGCUUUUCAAAGACUGAACUUUGAGGAAGCCCAAGAAGCCUGCAGGAGGGAUGGGGGAGAGCUAGUCAGUAUUGAAACAGAAGAUGAGCAGAGACUGAUAGAAAAGUUCAUUGAAAACCUCCUGGCAUCUGAUGGUGAUUUCUGGAUUGGCCUCCGGAGGCUGGAGGAGAAACAGGGCAACAACACAGCCUGCCAGGACCUUUACACUUGGACAGAUGGAAGCACAUCACAGUUCAGGAACUGGUAUGUGGAUGAGCCUUCCUGUGGCAGCGAGGUCUGCGUGGUCAUGUACCAUCAGCCAUCAGCACCACCCGGCAUCGGGGGCUUAUACAUGUUCCAGUGGAAUGACGACCGGUGCAACAUGAAGAACAAUUUCAUUUGCAAAUACUCUGACGAAAAACCAAAUACAACACCCUCUAUAAGGCAUAGAGGUGAAGUGACUGAGCCAGCAACACCCGUACUUCCAGAAGAAACACAGAAUGAAGACACCAAAGAAACCUUUAAAGAAAGCAGAGAGGCUGCUUUGAAUCUUACCUACAUCCUAAUCCCCAGCAUUCCCCUUUUUCUCCUACUUGUGGUCACUUCCGCUGUCUGUUGGGUUUGGAUCUGCAGAAGAAAACAAGAGCAGCCAGACCCUAGCACAAAGGAGCAACACACCAUCUGGCCCAUUCCUCACCAAGAGAACAGCCCCAAUCUAGAUGUUUACAACGUCAUCAGAAAACAAAGCGAAGCUGAUUUAGCUGAGCCCCGGCCAGACCUGAAGAACAUCUCAUUCCGGGUGUGUUCUGGGGAAGCCACACCCGAUGACGUGUCUUGUGACUAUGACAACAUGGCUGUGAACCCAUCGGAAAGUGGGUUUGUGACUCUGGCAAGUAUAGAGAGUGGAUUUGUGACCAAUGACAUUUAUGAGUUCUCCCCCAGCAGAAUGGGGAGGAGCAAGGAGAGUGGAUGGGUAGAAAAUGAAAUAUAUUACUAAGACAUAGGAAAAAACUGGCAAAAAAUGAAAAAAGAAAGCAAAGGCCUCCUGUUUCUUUCAAGGAAAAUAUUCAGAAAGCUUAUGGAAAUGCUCAGCUCAGGUGUUAGGGGCAAGCACAGCAUCACAAGUUCCUACUGGGUCCCCAAAUUCUGACUGCAUUCCUUAUCAGAGAGCCUCACUCAGCUCAGCCUUGUGAGAAGGCAUCUUGCCCGGGGGCUGCUGCACAACAGACCCUCAACAAUUGUCAGACAGUAGCUUAUAUCUGAUGUCAAGGGCUGGUGCCCUCACUCGGCAGGAUUAAGGUGUUCCUGGGGGGCAUGGACAGUCCACCUCUAGGUUCUGUUCUCCUUGCUCUACACAGCAGUACGUGCAGUCAAAAAAGACAAACAGUGGAAUCGUCUCAGAGCCCAUGUGUGGAAGCCCCAGGCUGGCCUGCACAUCAGCAAUUCCCAAAUCUGCACCCCACCCCCUGAAAAAAACAAAACAAAACAAAACAAAACAAAACAAAAAAACAGUAAAAAGCAGGAAGCAGAGUGUUAGUCAGUCUGUGUCUACAGUCCUUCCUCUGCAUUGUGGCCUCAGGGGAACUUUUUUUUUUUUUCAUUCUCCCAACAUCUAAACUUGGAAACAUCCAACUUGGAAAUACUUUAGAAAGUGAAAAUGAGCUGUGUUUGCUUCAGGGCUUCUUGUUCUCCCGGCUCAGACAGAAUGUGUUGUUCUGAGGAUGGUGGCAGCAACAUAGGAGAUUGACUGUAUGCAGAAGCACUGAGUGUAAGGAAGGAGUUCUCACUGCCAGAGAAGGCAGCCACAGGCAAGAAGGGAGAAAGCUGGAAUAGACCCUACUGUGUUUGAUGGGACUAGAAAGCAGUGGUAUCCCUUUGGGUGGAUGACUCCAGGGCAAAGGCGGAAGAAAUUGAGUUACUUGAGUAAUAAACCAUGAAAUAAUGGGUCUCCAAACAAAGGCAGAAUUAACAGGUCUGUUGUUCUACAGGAAAGUGCGGGCCUUCACACCACAAUAGCCUAUGGACAGCAAACACAGGGUCAGUAUACAAAUAUGGUAUUUAUUGCCCCGGUUGAUCAGUACACAUUGUAUAUUUGUACUGGUAAGUCACACUGUUGUUAACAUUUUCAUAUUUAAAGAGAUUGGGAAUGAGAGUGGUCAUUUGUCAAACAUUACACCACCAAAAACAAGAGUGGUUGGGAAUUGACAGAUCACAGAAGCCACCUUAUAAUGGCCCACCUUUGGAACAUGGGAUAAUUUAAAUAUCGAAUUAUUAAAAGUAAAAUCAACAAGAGCAUGUGACUCAUUAGACAAAACAGACAGAAAUGGGCAUAUGCUGAUAAAAAUAUGUGAAUAAAUUAAAACUUUGAUGCAGAACAGGAUAUUUGCAUGAUUUGAAGUACCUCACCCACAUAAUGUUUUUUUUUUUUUCUUUUUUCUCAAGACUGGGUUUCUCUAUGUAGCCUUGGCUGUCCUGGACUCACUUUGUAGACCAGGCUGGCCUUGAACUCGUAGCAAUCCGACAGCCUCUGCCUCCCUGCGUGCUGAGAUUAAAACUGUACAACACCACGCCCAGCUCAUAAAAUGUGAGCACAAACACCACCUAAGUCAACUGAUCAAUGUGAAGACUGUUGACAAUGGAGUGUACUGAGAUUAUAGUCCUCAUAUUAUGGUGCAUCGAGAGGAACCUAACGUCACAUCUGUACCAUUUCAGUCAAAGUGUACAAGCUGAUCAUAAGGAAGCCUUAUACAAAAACAAGUUAGACAAUCUAUAAAAUAACUGGUCUGCAAACUUGAAGUCUAAUGAUAAUGAAAGUGAAAGCAAAGAUAGGUGUAGCUGCAGUCACAGGACAGCAAAGAGGUGAAGGCUAAAAGCACUACUUGAUUCUGAACUGGAUCCUUCUUUUCCUGUAAAGGAAAAUAUGGAAACAAACUUGGAUGGAGUCCCAUUAAAUGGUAAUAACGUGCUAAUUUCUUGACUUCUGUGUUGCAUUGAGGAUAUGUCCUUGUGCAGUUGGGAAUGUCUUUGUAGAAGACACAUAGUGAAGCAAUAAAGAACAGUGGCAACUUUUAUCUAC
Messenger RNA from Meriones unguiculatus (Mongolian gerbil), 3333 nucleotides. It is a transcript of the gene Layn, whose product is annotated as layilin. The coding region runs from base 109 to 1254 and encodes 381 amino acids. The transcript is spliced from 8 exons. Lineage: Eukaryota; Metazoa; Chordata; Mammalia; Rodentia; Muridae. Gene Ontology annotation, molecular function: hyaluronic acid binding. The record is from RefSeq and is a predicted model, not a curated record.